This is a messenger RNA of Paramecium pentaurelia, 1689 nucleotides long. The record is from the annotation of a GenBank genome assembly. NCBI's taxonomy places the organism in Eukaryota, Ciliophora, Oligohymenophorea, Peniculida, Parameciidae.
AUGAAUAUUAUUAAGUAUUACCGAAAGGCCAUACUAAGACCUACUUACAAUUUUUUCUGGAGUAAAAAAGAAUAAAACUAAUAGAAGACAGGGAAAAAUGAUGAAAAGAAUUAAAAUUAAACUGGUGGUAUAUUAUAUUCUUAAUAAAUAGAAUGGAAAGGAAAAGAGGAAUAUUUAGCUGAUCUAAGAAAAAAGAGAGAUGAAUAUGAAAAAAUGAAAAUAAAAAAUGAAAAAGAAGUUCAUACAUAAACUAUAAGAUAAGCAAGAGAACAUGAAGUUAAUUAUGGAAAAGUAGAUUUUGCAAAAGUUUUUAUUGAUAACAUCAAUAUUUAAUAUUCUAAUGAAUUUAAACAUCCAGAAGAAAUGUUUAAUUUUUUAGGAACACUUAAAGUUUAAUUAACAGAACAAAAUUUAAUGUCAUGUGUAAAUGCCUUUAUUUAGUUUGCAGAUAAAAUUACAGAAGAUGAUUUAAUAAGAUAUGAAUUUUAGGAAUUUUAAGCUAUUUUAACUAAACAAAUAAGAAUAAUAAGCAAUGUUGAAAAUUUAAUAAAAAUUACUAAAUUACUUGAUAUAUUAUGUCUCCCUUCAGAACAUGAAAUUUGGGGUUAAUUAGAAAUAUCAAUUUUGAAUAGAAUGUCCAAAUUAACUCUCAAAUAGCUUUUAGAAAUAUUAUCUCAUUUAAGCAAUUAAAAAGAGGGUUCAGAUUAAUUUUGGGAUUAAUGUGAGAAUUAAAUUUAUGGUGAAAUAAAUAAAUUAUCAGAUUUAAAUUUAUAAUACUAAUCUGUAAUAUCAACUAUGAUGUGUUAUUGGAGAGUUUAAAGAGGGUAAAAAUAAUAUUUAAUUUUUAGAACUAAAUAAUUUAUUAGAAAUCUAGUAGGAAUUAUGCUCUAAAAUUCAUAGGAUUAGUAAAUCUAUCAAUAAUUACCUAUAAAUACAAUAAUUUAAGGAAUACUUGUUAUGGGAUAACUAUGUGAAAAAUAAGAUAUUGCUGAUAUUGUAAAAAGUUAAUAAUUCAAAAAUUAUUUUGAUGGAGUAGAAUAAUAUCUUUUGAAAUAAUUUGAUUCUUUGAAUUUUGAAUAAAUCUGUUUGAUAAGUCAAGGAUUUGGUUUUGAAUUUGGUAGUGAUCUACUUAUUUAGAAAUUGGAAGGUAAGAUUUUGGAAAAUUUUGAUAAAUAUGAAUUAUAGGAAUUAAAAUUUAUUAUAAAAAGCUUUUUACUUUCAUAUAGAGGAUCAAAGUAUUAUUCCAUAUUAUAAUAAAUAGAAAAUUAUUUAAGAUGAUGAUGAAUAAGAUUUCAUCUUUAAAACAUGAAUUCACAUCUAUAGAAUUAGCAGAGAUAGUAAAAUCCUAUUAUAUUACUGAAAAUGAUAACUAAGAGUUUUAUGCUGACAUUGAAAGAAAAAGUAUUAAUGAUAUUUAAUCAGUUUUAUAGAGAUUAAAGGAAGUCAGAGAAAUAAGUCCUUAAGAAAUUUAUGAGAUUGCUUAUAGUUAUUUAAUUACAAGAAUUGGAUCAAGAGAAUUUUAUAAAUUAUUAGAAAUUGUAUUUGAUAAAAUAUAAAAUAUAGGUUAUAACUUUUAGAUUUGAUGAUUUAAGAUAGAAUGCCAUUUUGAUGAGUAAAUUACAUGAUUUAUACUUAAAAAGUGCACUUUGUGAUACAAAACUAAUAGAAAGAAUGGCAUCUGUUUUGUGA